CCAUUUAACCCAGCCCGCGGCCUCUCCAUUACUCCGCGCUCGCCCCCCCGCCGCCUGCCGCCUCCCCGCCCGCCCCGCGUCUCAUUCACUCGGCUCGCGCGGCGCAGACCGCACCGGGAGCGCGCGGAGCCGGAGCCGGCGGCGGAGACCCCGGCCAUGCACGCCCCCAACUGAAGCAGCACCUCCGAGCCGCGGCCCCCAGCAGCGCAGCGCAGCCUCGGAGGAAGCCCCGCGGAGAGACCCCCUCGCCCCUCGCCCCUCCCGGGACGGUCCUCACCCGGACAGCAGCGCGCAGUGGCCCCGGCUCGCCGCGCCAUGGAGCGGAUCCCCAGCGCGCAGCCGCCCCCUGCCUGCCUGCCGAAGGCGCCGGGGCUGGAGCACGGAGACCUCGCGGGGAUGGAUUUCGCCCACAUGUACCAAGUGUACAAGUCCAGGCGGGGAAUCAAGCGCGGAGAGGACAGCAAGGAGACCUACAAACUGCCGCACCGGCUCAUCGAGAAAAAGAGACGUGACCGGAUUAACGAGUGCAUCGCGCAGCUCAAGGACCUGCUGCCCGAACAUCUCAAACUUACAACUUUGGGCCACUUGGAGAAGGCGGUGGUGCUGGAGCUGACCCUGAAGCACGUGAAGGCACUGACCAGCCUGAUCGACCAGCAGCAGCAGCAGAUCAUGGCCCUGCAGAGCGGGCUACAGGCCGGUGAGCUGUCGGGGCGGACUGUCGAAGCCGGCCAGGAGAUGUUCUGCUCGGGUUUCCAGACGUGUGCCCGGGAGGUGCUGCAGUACCUGGCCAAACACGAGCACACCCGGGACCUGAGGUCCUCGCAGCUUGUGGCGCACCUGCACCGCGUGGUCUCCGAGCUGCUGCAGGGCGGGACCGCUAGGAAGCCGGCAGACCCGGCUCCCAAAGCCGUGGACUUCAAGGAGAAGCCAGGGUCCCUGGCCAGAGGCUCGGAAGGCCCCGGCAAGAACUGCGUACCCGUCAUCCAGCGGACUUUCGCGCCAUCGAGUGGCGAGCAGAGUGGCAGCGACACUGACACGGACAGCGGCUACGGGGGAGAGUCGGAGAAGGGCGACCUGCGCGGGGAGCAGCCGCACUUGAGGAGUGGUCACCACGGACGCAGGCUCGCCGCGGCGGAGCGGGUCGGCACCAUUAAGCAGGAGUCAGAGGAGCCCCCCGCCAAGAAGAGCCGCCUGCUGCCGUCAUCGGACGAUGAGGGCCCCUUCGUGGGCGGGGACCUCCUGGGCUCCCCGUUCCUGGGCCCCCACCCGCACCAGCCGCCCUUCUGCCUGCCCUUCUACCUGAUCCCCCCAUCGGCAACCGCCUACCUGCCCAUGCUAGAGAAGUGCUGGUACCCCACCUCCGUGCCCGUGUUGUACCCCGGCCUCAACGCCUCUGCCGCCGCCCUCUCCAGCUUUGUGAACCCCGACAAGCUCCCGGCACCCUUGCUGCUGCCCCAGAGACUCCCCUCGCCCCUGCCGGCCCACCCUGUCGACUCUUCCGCCCUACUACAAGCUCUGAAGCAGAUCCCCCCUUUAAACCUGGAAACCAAAGACUGACCCCCGACGGGAUCCCACCGCUUCGCCAUCCCUCCUCCCUGCCUCCCAAAACACAGAACUCGUCCCGUCUGUGAGCACAGCGAGCCCCCGCGUGUGUGCUGGGGGCCUCUGGAGUGCAGAGUGGAUUCGGGGUGAGCGUGUGCACAAGUGUGGGCCCGCGUGUGGAUGCCCCCAUGGUGCAGGCGGGACAGGCACUCGCUACCUGGAGUGGAGGGGCUUGGGGCAGACUUCGGGGAGGGCAGCCCCCUUGCAGACGGAUCACACAGGGUUUGGGGAGCGGGGUGCCUGCGCCGUGAGUCACGCCUCAGUGUGGGAGCCGGGUCUGUGGCCUGGAGGAAAAGGUACUUUGCACAGGGCUCUCCAGAGUGCGGCUCCGAGCCAGCUGCCGGGACCCCACCCUUCUCCCCUUACUGCCGACGUGACUCAGCAGACGGCUGCAAGCGUCAGAGCCAGCUCCCCGGCACAGCACAGGGCGCGGUAGUGGACACUGGCACGACUUGUGGUGGUUUGGGGCGGUUUCCCCUGCCCUGCCUCGGAUGAGCACAGAGCGUGUAGCUCCCCGCUCAGGCUCUCCUAGCAGCUGGCUUGCCAGGGCGCCAGAGCGGAGUUCCGCCGGCCUCUGGCACAGUCGCCACCUCUCGCCGGCCAGGGAACCAGACCAGGGCCUGAGAGAUGCCCCACGGUGCACACGGCUCCGUGGCAAAUUGCUGCCUUUUAGCAGAGCUAGGCCUAGUUUCACAUUCUCUCCGAAAACCCCUUGUAAGCAAGCUUAGCUUCUCAAAGCCCUAACGAGCCCUGGCACAACGCGAUCUCUCGUGGGCUGACCCUCUUGCCCGAUGGCCCAGGAGGGUCCUUCCCGCCUGGAGGGACCCUGUCUGCCUCCAAGAAGUGUUCCUUUUGGCCCAGAGUCCUCGCUUGCCUGACCUGGCCAGCCAGCCCCCACCAGCUUAUCAAAAUGCACUAUGCUUGGUCACCAAUCGUGUUAGGACUUUCUUUUCCUGUUUUUAUUUUUGGUAUAAAGUUGCCUUUAUUUGUAAAGCUGUUAUAAAUAUAUAUUAUAUAAAUAUAUUAAAGAGGAAAAUGUCUCAGAUGUUUAUUUGUAUAAUUACUUGAUCUAGAAAGUGAGAAAAAUGAAUGUGUUCCUGUUUUUUGAAGAGAAGAAUUUUUCUUUCUCUCGGGAGAGGUACAGUGUUUAUGUUUUGAAGCCUUCCUAAAGGUGUGAAAUUGUAAAUAUUUUUAUCUAUGCGUAAACGUUAAGUAGUCUUUAAAAAUACUGAAUAAAACAGUCCUUUCCCGUGGGGGAGAGAGAUGGUCUGUG
Molecule: messenger RNA, 2875 nt
Organism: Oryctolagus cuniculus (rabbit)
Lineage: Eukaryota; Metazoa; Chordata; Mammalia; Lagomorpha; Leporidae
Gene: BHLHE40
Product: basic helix-loop-helix family member e40
Biological process (GO): regulation of DNA-templated transcription
Molecular function (GO): protein dimerization activity; DNA binding
Source: RefSeq, a predicted model, not a curated record